Lactuca saligna is the source of this 2997-nucleotide messenger RNA. The record is from the annotation of a GenBank genome assembly. Lineage: Eukaryota; Viridiplantae; Streptophyta; Magnoliopsida; Asterales; Asteraceae.
AUGCAUAUGCAAUGUAGACGGUUUGACCUUGCACUUGCUCAGUUUGACCAAAUGUCCGAUCGAGAUAUAGUUACAUGGAAUUCAAUGAUUUCAGGAUACAAUCAACACGGUUUUGACACCGAAUCUCUUCAAAUGUUCUCAAAUAUGUUAAAGAUCAAGAAUCCAACACUCAAGCCAGAUAAAUACACGUUAGCAAGCGUUCUUUCCGCAUCUACAAAUAUUAACAACUUAAAGUUAGGGAAACAAAUCCAUGGCCACAUUAUCAGAACCGAAUUCGAUCUAUCUGGAGCUGUUGGAAACGCUUUGAUUUCAAUGUACUCUAAACUUGGUGACAUCAAAACAGCUCAAAAGAUUGUAGAAAAAUAUAAAACAUCAAACGAAAACAACAUAAUCGCAUUCACAUCUCUGUUAGAUGGAUACAUCAAAAAAGGCGAAAUGGGGCCCGCAAGAAAAAUAUUCGAUUCAUUAACCGAUCCUGAUGUGGUAGCAUGGACAGCCAUGAUUGUAGGUUACAUGCAAAACGGGUUCAACAAUGAAGCAAUCGAUCUUUUUAGAUCAAUGAUCAAAUUAGGCCCACAACCUAAUAGCUACACUCUAGCAGCUAUCUUGAGUGUAAGUUCGAGUCUUGCUUCUUUAAACCAUGGGAAACAAAUUCACGCAAAAGCUAUAAAAACAGAAGUUGCAUUAUCGGUUUCUGUAAGUAAUGCUUUGAUCAACAUGUAUGCGAAAUCGGGAAGUAUUGGGAACGCGAAACGUGUGUUUGAAAUGAUAAGUGGUUUAAAAGAUAAUAUCUCAUGGACUUCCAUGGUUAUUUCUUUAGCUCAACAUGGCUAUGGAGAAGAAUCUUUGAAACUAUUUGAGAAAAUGUUGGAUUUUGAUAUAAAACCGGAUCAUAUAACUUAUGUUGGAGUGAUUUCGGCUUGUACCCAUAUGGGUUUAGUGGAAAGAGGACGCGGGUAUUUUAAAAUGAUGCAAGAAAGACAUGGGAUUGAACCGACUCAUAGUCAUUACGCGUGUAUGGUUGACUUGUUGGGACGUGCGGGGAAGCUUCUAGAAGCUUAUGAUGUCAUCAAGAACAUGCCGAUUGAAGCGGAUGUUAUCGCGUGGGGUUCGCUUUUGUCUUCAAGUUUUGUUCAUAAAAAUAUGGAUGUUGCUAAAAUUGCAGCGGAGCGGGUCCUACUGAUGGAUCCGGAUAACAGUGGGGCCUACUCGGCGUUAGCCAAUGUGUACUCGGUUCAUGGGGAAUGGGAGGAAUCUGCUAAGAUACGAAGGUGGAUGAAGUUUAAGAAAGUUAAGAAAGAUCAAGGGUUGAGUUGGGUUUCAAUAAGGGAUCAGGUUCAUGUUUUUGGAGCUGAAGAUGGUGUUCAUCCUGAAAGGGAUGGGAUUUAUGAGAUGAUGGGGGAGAUUUGGAAGGGGAUCAAGAAAUUAGGGUUUGUACCCAAAACUGAAGUGGUUUUGCAUGAUCUUGAUGAAGAGGUGAAAGAGGAGAUUCUUAUGCAUCAUAGUGAAAAGCUUGCUAUUGCUUUUGCGUUAAUGAAGACUCCUAAGAAUAGUAGUUUGACGAUUAUGAAGAAUUUGAGGGGUGUGGAGGUUCAAUUCCACCCGAUAAAGUCUCAGAAAAUUUCAUCAACGGGACUAAAAAGAAUGGUAAAAGCCAUUAGGGUCUACGAGCUUGGUGGCCCUGAGGUACUAAAAUGGGAAGAUAUCGAAAUUGGGGAUCCUAAAGAAGGAGAGAUCAGAGUGAAGAACAUGGCCAUCGGUGUGAACUUCAUUGAUAUAUAUUACCGGACCGGAGUUUAUAAGGUGCCUGAAAUUCCUUAUACACCAGGAGUGGAGGCAGCAGGUUUGGUGACAGGGGUGGGUUCUGGAGUAAACAAUUUGAAAAUCGGAGAUGUUGUUUAUCAUAAUUCAAUGGGAACCUACACCGAGGAGCAGAUUGUUUUGGCUGAAAAAGCGUUUCUCUUACCUCUCAUCGAUCCUUUAGUCGCCGCCUCUGCCAUGGUCAAAGGUCUAACUGCUCGGUUCCUAGUCCGAACAUGGUUCAAGGUAGAACAAGGACACACGGUGCUUGUCCAUGCAGCAGCAGGUGGGGUCGGAUCUUUGUUAUGCCAGUGGGCAAAUAUGUUGGGUGCCAUUGUUAUCGGAACUGUGUCAACCAAGGAGAAGGCUUUGCAAGCAAAAGAAGACGGAUGUCAUCAUGUUAUUCUCUACAAAGAAGAGGAUUUUGUUACCCGUGUUAAUGAGAUAACAUCCGGACAAGGAGUUGAAGUUGUCUUCGAUUCCGUAGGGAAAGACACUUUUCAGGGAUCAUUGGCAUGUUUGAAAGCUCGUGGAUAUAUGAUGAGUUAUGGUCAAUCUUCCGGGACGCCUGACCCUGUUCCUUUAUCUGCAUUGGCUGCAAAAUCCCUGUUUUUGACGAGACCUUCUCUGAGGACAUCUAACAUUUCUAAGGAGGAGAUGCGUGAAGCCAUUGGAGAUGUAGUUAGUAAGGUGGGGUCGGGUGCCUUGAGGGUCCGUGUAAAUCAUACGUACCCAUUGUCACAGGCUGCUCAAGCGCAUGCUGACAUGGCAGCUCGGAAAACUUCUGGCUCCAUUGUGUUGAUACCUGAUGGAUCAGGGCACUGAGGUUUGCUACAUUUUAGUCCUGUUUUUGCUUGGUUUGCAUGAAAGAAAGAAUUGAUGCAAGUUAUUAGACAUUAGUAAUGGUGCAAUAUAUAUAUACUUGUACUUUUACAUAAAUAAUAAUCUGUAAAAAUUAAUUUUCUUUUUUACUUCUUCUAUUCUCAUGUAUUGUUGCAUCUGGAAUCCUGAUUCCGGAUUUACAUUGUUAUUUGACUUGAAAGGACACGCCCAUCUUUGCAUGCUAAGAAUGAAACCCAGGUUAAUUUUUACUUUCCACAAUAUAUUGUUUGGCCCUUUUAGGUUAUCUGCUAUUGUGUGAUGUAUCGAAAGGGCAUCCACGAUACAUUGAACUUCAUAGAGUGUAAUGGUUUGUCG